Molecule: messenger RNA, 855 nt
Organism: Neoarthrinium moseri
Lineage: Eukaryota; Fungi; Ascomycota; Sordariomycetes; Amphisphaeriales; Apiosporaceae
Exons: 3
Coding region: 1-855 (284 amino acids)
Molecular function (GO): protein binding
Source: RefSeq, a predicted model, not a curated record
AUGGCAGCCAACACCACCAAGAAGAAGGGCACGAUUGAGUGCCUUCCAGUCGAGCUCGUCCAACGCGUGUAUGGCGAGCUGGACCUGCCCUCGAUCACGGCCUUCGCCCUUACUUCCAGACGCUUCUAUGAGACUCUCCGACGUGAUUUGGGCAUCAUCCUCUAUAAGGUGGUGCAGAACUAUGUCGGUUUAGACAUCAUGCCUCUCGCGGUCGCUCAUUUCGAGGCGAACAGAGAGGAGUGGAAGUCGGCAGCAGAGACCGCUAGGAUCCUGAAAUCAGUCUACAUCAUGCAGAUCAUCCGAAGCCUGAUGCCCUGCAACACCCCAGCAGUCCUCGAGUGUGUCCUUCCAGAUACGAAGAAACUCAUGCGCCAUGCUCUGUUACUCUUUGAUAGACAUGGGAUUAGCAUUCCAAGGCUAGUUGGCAAGAAUGGGAAGGCAUGGCUACAGCAGGAAUUAUCGCAGCUGUCGCAGCUUUUCUUGGAUUACGACGACUGGAGCAUACCGUUCAUUUGGCCAGCUCACCCCGAUGGCAGCUGGAGUUGGCUCGUGGGUCCUGGCGAAGUCAAGAUGAUUCGCCGCCAGGAUCUCAGAGUCUUUUUCUCCCGGCAUCCGCAGCCGGAAGGGAGCCUUGCCGCUGAGCUAUGGCUAGAACAUAUGCUUUUCAUGGGAUGCCACCGCGAUCCCGGCAUAUUUUCGUUUCUACGCAAGCGCGGCGAUGAAAUCCUGUUCUGGGACAAGGAGCGAAUGAAAAAAGUCUACGGCGACGAGGAGGAUCCUCCACAUAUCAUGGAAGAGAUCAUGGACGCCUUUGUGGGCCAGGUCGUCGACUACACUUCGCACCGACCUGACUAA